Molecule: messenger RNA, 1815 nt
Organism: Giardia duodenalis
Lineage: Eukaryota; Fornicata; Diplomonadida; Hexamitidae
Exons: 1
Coding region: 1-1815 (604 amino acids)
Source: RefSeq, a predicted model, not a curated record
AUGGAUCCAGGAGUGAUCGCAACACAAGCUCUACGCACUACCAGCAAUAGGACUGGAAAAUUGAGGAAAAUUUCAUACGUUAACAGCCCUAUAGGAUCAGAUAAGAUUGAUGCUCCAAAGAAAGGACAGCCGAUUCUGUGUAAUGAAAUGCGGGACCACAUCUCCAUUCUGCCGUCCAAGACUAACGCUGGCCGUGCAUUUGUGCGCGGUAUGGAAUACCUACUGCCAAAUGUGCCAGAUGGCGCCAACAUCCGUCCGCAGAGAGUGCUUUUGAGCAUUGCAGACGGCCCCAAGUCAUCAUGGGAUAGAGACAGAUCCAUACAUCUACCACAGGCUGCCACCCUGUGCAACAUAGGAGACGAGUAUGUCAAGCCAGAAGUACGUACGCGUGUACCGCGGCCGGUGUCUGUUCGGGUGCUGAGCAGGUACACACUAGGGGCAGAGAAGCAGUCUGCGGCACAACAAAAGAGCGGCUGCUCCCUUAUCAGUUCCUUUUUGGCACAAAGAUCUGCUGAUGGUCGGGGAACUAGUCGUCUUGAGCGUAGGACAUCAUAUGAGAGGGCACGGUCUCACGGCGGUUCCCUUUUCCCAGGAUCUGCUACCUUUCACCUCACUGAUGGUGGAACGCUAGAUUCUCAAAGUUCACAAGUAUGUGAUGACUCAAUAGAUCUCACCAUAUACAGAGACCCCUGCUCCAUCGCUCGGGAAGUUGCAUGUACAAAGAAUACCCAGGUCGUUACCCACACUGAUGCUGAAACCGCUGGUGAGCUUCAGCGGCUGCAUGAUUCGUGCGCUAGGACAUCUGUUUCUUCGAGCAAUCCAUCAUCCACUACUGAGAUGCAGCGGGAGUACCGCAGGCCUCCGAUUAUAUCUUUCUGUGCGCCAGGUGCACGGUCCGUUGCAGGUCAGAAAAAGGAGACUCAUGCAGGGCCAAUCCAGUCUAUACCAACUGUGGAGCCCAUGAUUGUAGAGCUUUCCCACAGUCCGCCGCCAACCUUCACCAAACCAGCUAUCUCUACCGUAACACCAGUGGGUCCCAGCGUUGUUUCUACAAAGGAAGGGAGCUCGGGGCUCCAGAUGAGUGCUCUGGCGAGUAACUCACUAGGCAAAACAUCGGCAUCAAUUCAGAAGCACACCACAAGCAGUAAGCCACCGCGGGGCCAGCAGGACCCUGCUAUACUACCAGCCUCGUGCCCAGAGGGUUCGGGACAUGUUUACAUCACCAGAAGCAACACAUCCAGCACACUGGCAGAAAGCUCUGUGCACAGCUAUGACCAAGAACACGCUUUGCCAGAUCACUCCUCAGACACAUCGGACAUAGCACCUGAGAGCCUUCUCCCUGGGGCUUCCAUCAGACCUAACCAGCUCAGAGCAAGGACAGCCGCCGGGCCCGCUUCACUAGAGGUGAUGCAGCUUCAAUAUCGCGAACUAGAUAACCUCGAGGCGUCCUUCAGUAGGUAUGCAGCUUCGUUUUCGUGCAUUCAAAAUACACCAGAAGGGGAGCUAAACCCGAAUUCACUAACAGCCCCAGGAGUUGCUCUUCCGUCCAUGCACCCCAACGAUCCAUCCCCGAGCUUCUUUGCCACCUCGACCGCUCCUCACAGCUUCAAGGCACGUGCGUACUCUGCACAAUCGGCUGCGGCGGCUCCAAGGCGGCGGUUCAAUAUCAUUAACGACUCAGCCAUACCGGAGCAGCACAUCGUCCGUCCAUCUUCCCGGAAGCAAGUCACGAAGGCACAGAAUGUAGUCCUCGGCCCAAACCAGCAGCGCGGUGAGAGCGCGUCGAGGAACCGGUGGAAGGCCAGCCUCCACUAG